GAAAACCACAACUUGCUCCUAGAAUCCUAUGAGCUCAUUCCUGACUGCAUAGGACCAGUUGCCCUAGUCUAACUAUUUAAAGCUGGGCUGAGUUGUUCGAAGCAGUGAAGCCAGUUCCUCAGGUGGUAUCCAGAGUUUUCACUAUGGGAAGGAGUUAAGUCUUUGUAGGAAGGCAAAGACAAGAUCCAGCACAGCCUGGCCUGGAGUGUACCAAAAACAGAUGUGGCGUGACUCCUGUCCAAGCUGUCACUCACCGGAAACCCAGCCUCUGUCCUUUACUCCAGAGAAGGCAGAAAGAAGGUCCUUCCUGAAAACUGCACUCAAGACGGAAGACAAGGCCUCCUGCCCAUGAGGCCCACGGACUCCCGCCAAGCCGCUCUGCCAGCCCUGUCCUUUCAAAGUUGGAACCAGUAAAACCUAAAUUCUUUGAAGUCCAAACAAGGAUUUCUGUCUGGAUGCACAUUUCCAAAAGGUGUAGGAAGGAAGGACACGGAACGUGCAGGGGCAUGAGGAUUCCUGUGUCCCGUCAGCUCUCUGGAGGGCUUGAGUCGAGACACCCUUCUUCCUUCUCCACUGGCCUCAACAGCAGCUGCCUGUGAGGCCUGCACAGCCUGCGUCCCGGGAGCUGCCGUGCUUGACCGCCUGCAGGAUGUCCAGCCAGGACCUGAGCAUCACUGCCAAACUCAUCAACGGAGGUGUGGCAGGACUCGUGGGGGUGACCUGUGUGUUUCCCAUCGACCUUGCCAAGACCCGCCUGCAGAACCAGCAGGGGAAGGAUGUGUAUAAAGGAAUGACGGAUUGCCUGAUGAAGACCGCACGUGCUGAGGGCUUCUUGGGCAUGUACCGAGGGGCUGCAGUAAACCUCACCCUGGUCACUCCAGAGAAGGCAAUCAAGCUGGCAGCCAAUGACUUUUUGCGGCAGCUGCUCAUGCAGGACGGAAUGCAGCGGAACCUGAAGAUGGAGAUGCUGGCCGGGUGUGGGGCUGGAAUGUGUCAGGUGGUGGUCACCUGUCCCAUGGAGAUGCUCAAGAUUCAGCUGCAGGAUGCUGGCCGCUUAGCCGCCUGUCGUCAGGCCUCUGCCUCAGCCACGCCUCCUCCCCAGCCCUACAGCACUGGCCCGGCUUCCGCUCACAGUCGCCCCUCGGCCACCGCCAUCGCCUGGGAGCUGCUCCGCACCCAGGGCCUGUCUGGUCUCUACAGGGGCCUGGGUGCCACUCUCCUCAGAGACAUUCCAUUCUCCAUCAUCUAUUUCCCCUUGUUCGCAAACCUGAACCAGCUCGGGAUCAGCGAGCUCACGGGCAAGGCCCCCUUCUCGCACUCCUUUGUGGCAGGCUGCGCAGCAGGUUCUGUGGCCGCGGUAGCCGUCACCCCUCUGGAUGUUCUGAAGACUCGAAUCCAGACCCUCAAGAGAGGCCUUGGAGAAGACACCUACAGUGGGGUCAGUGACUGUGCCAGGAAACUCUGGACACAGGAGGGAGCAGCAGCCUUCAUGAAGGGGGCAGGCUGCCGUGCCCUGGUCAUGGCCCCCCUCUUUGGGAUUGCCCAGGGCAUCUACUUCAUUGGCAUCGGAGAGCACAUCUUAAAGCGCUUUGAGUAAUUUAGCGUGUCCCUCAACUGGCUGGCCCUCCACUUGGGGCCUGAUGUCAGUGCUCACGUAUAAGGUGCCCGCCCCAACGUAUGUGGUCUGUAACUUGUAGCGCUACCUCAGAAGAGAUGACCCAUUUGACUAAGCGAGUAGAGCCCUCAUCUCCCUUUAGGAAAACUAAGCUCUGUGGUGCAGCCUACUGGGGGCACCCAGAAGCCCCAACCAUCUUUGUCUAGCAGAAGCGGCCUUCCUGGGUUAUCGUGGCAGGACCAUGACACCUUGGGUAGGGACGGAAGGGGCUGUUUCACACUAACAUUCCCACCACAGGCAGGCGAAGCAGUGGCCGCGGCGUGUGCAGGGUUGGUGUUAGUCUUGGUGCCGAUGUGGUGCAGAGCAGAAGGGCCCCUGGGCUGAACUGUGUACCUUCCUGAGCGUCGCGAAUGGUCGAGUGAGCAGUCAGGCCUUGUCAGCAGCUGUCCUGCCCAGAUGCUCACCCUCAAAAUAGGCCGAUUCCCUCCUAAUGGAUGCUUGUGGGACAAGAUCUGAAAUAAAGCUGGCUAGAUCCUUGUCCUGUAAUCAGCAGAGCAGAUGACUGACAAGGAAUGUCUUCUACGCAACCAAGCUGUGGCCCCUGGGGCCCCACAGCAGUUGCCGACCAUCUUCCAACUGUUGUUCAAGAGUGGAGAGUAGCUGGGGGACCGUCUUUACACUGAACCUGAGUUUGUUUGAAUUAUUUAUGUGCAUGUGUGCCCUGGGGGACCAGAGCGAGCCAGCACUGGGUCCCGUGAAGCUAGGUUAGGGGCCAUUGUGAGCUGCCAGCCGUGGGCACUGAGAACUGAACUCGGGUCCUCUGGAAGAGUAGCAGGUGCCAUCUCUCCAGCUCUUACACUUGAGUCUUGUCUCUCUGUGCCCGUCACCUCAUCACCGUGUCACACUAAGAAACCCAAGCAAGCCUCACCGCCUCCAGUCCUUCCUCUGUAGCCUGCUGCAGAGAAGUGAACGAUGCCGGACGACAUCCGGUUCUGUGAAAACAAUCCUGUUUUAAGAACGGUGCUUCCUGGGUCAGGCUGGAGACAUGGCUGAAUGGUGGAGUGCUUGCUUGGCACACGCCAAGCCCAGGGUUCCACCCCCAGCACCACAUAAGCUGGGUGUGGCGGCACAGGCCUAUAAUCUAGCAUGUAGGAGGUGGAGGCAGGAUAGGAAACUGAAGGUCAUCGUCUGCCAACGGGCAAGUUCUAGGCCAGCCUUGACUGCACGAGACCCCGACAAAAGCCAAAACAAGACUGAAAAGAACCCCCAUUAGGCCCACCUCACUUAAAACUUGGGUCGGGGAGGGGGAGCGGAUGUGCAUGCAAAC
This is a messenger RNA of Meriones unguiculatus (Mongolian gerbil), 2942 nucleotides long. RefSeq names its product solute carrier family 25 member 18 (gene Slc25a18). Gene Ontology annotation, biological process: L-glutamate transmembrane transport; aspartate transmembrane transport; malate-aspartate shuttle. Gene Ontology annotation, molecular function: L-glutamate transmembrane transporter activity; L-aspartate transmembrane transporter activity. Bases 650 to 1597 code for a protein of 315 amino acids. The transcript has 12 exons. The record is from RefSeq and is a predicted model, not a curated record. NCBI's taxonomy places the organism in Eukaryota, Metazoa, Chordata, Mammalia, Rodentia, Muridae.